AUGCAUUAUUGUAGUGAGAGGAGGAUGAUAACAAUAAAAUGGAGCUUGUGUUUAAUCUUAUGCCUUUAUUACUCAAGGCUUGUGAUUGCUUCUCCUGCUAACCAUGCGUACCUUCCAGACCAGAGGGAUGCUCUUUUGGAGUUCAAGAACGAGUUUUAUAUCCCAAGCCCCGAUUCUGAUUACAUGAUGUUUAAAACGAAGACAGAGACGUGGAUGAACAACACUGAUUGCUGUUCUUGGGAUAGUGUCUCUUGUGAUCCUAAGACAGGCAAGGUCGUUGAGUUAGACCUGAUUGGCAGUGAUCUCAAUGGCCCUUUGAGAUUUAAUAGUAGCCUGUUUAGACUACAACAUCUUCAAAGCAUAGAUCUUAGCUUCAGUAAUCUCUCGGGUAUUCUACGGGAUUCGAUUGGCAACCUCAAAUAUUUGAGGGUUUUGAGUCUUGGUGAUUGCAAAUUCAUCGGAAAGAUUCCAUCCUCACUCGGAAAUCUUACUUAUCUCACUAAUCUUGAUCUUUCUUAUAAUAAUUUCAACAGUGAGCUACUGUAUUCCAUCGGCAACCUCAAAUAUUUGAGGGUUUUGAAACUCCUAAAUAGCAAUCUCUUUGGAAAGAUUCCUUCGUCAUUCGGAAGUCUUUUUUAUCUCACUGAUCUUGAUCUUUCUAGAAAUGAUUUCACCAGUGAAGGACCAGACUCGAUGGGGAGACUAACAGAUUUUCAACUAGUGCUACUCAACUUGAGCUCGCUCGUCCGGAUAGACCUUGGUUCUAACCAGUUCAAAGGUAUGCUCCCAUCUAAUAUGAGUAGCCUUUCUAAACUGGAGUCUUUUGAUAUUAACGAGAAUUCAUUUUCUGGACCCGUUCCCUCUUCUCUCUUCAUGAUCCCUUCGUUGAUUGAACUUAACCUGGGACGUAACCACUUCACCGGUCCUCUUGAGAUUGUGAAUUUCUUCUCUUCACAAUCUAACCUUUCAAAAUUAUACAUUGGAGAAAACAAUUUCAGUGGACCAAUCCCAGGAUCUAUAUCGAAACUAGUCGGACUCUCGGAACUUAGCCACUCUUUCUGGAACACAGGAGGGGACCUUGUUGAUUUCAGCAUUUUCUUGCAUCUCAAGUCACUUACCUCACCUGAUCUUUCAGGGAUUCAUUUGAAUAUCAGUUCAACGCUCCAUCUUCCCUCAAGCAUGAGAAACUUGGUUUUAUCAUCCUGCAAUAUUGAUGAAUUCCCCAAGUUUCUACAAAACCACACCAGUUUGUAUAAUUUAGACAUCUCUGCCAAUCAAAUCGAAGGCCAAUUACCAGAAUGGUUAUGGAUCUUGUUUUCAAGUCUUUGA
Camelina sativa (false flax) is the source of this 1329-nucleotide messenger RNA. NCBI's taxonomy places the organism in Eukaryota, Viridiplantae, Streptophyta, Magnoliopsida, Brassicales, Brassicaceae. The record is from RefSeq and is a predicted model, not a curated record.